AUGCGCGAAGUCAUCUCGAUUCACGUUGGCCAGGCUGGUGUCCAGAUUGGUAAUGCCUGCUGGGAGCUCUACUGCCUGGAGCACGGCAUCAUGGCUGACGGCUUCAAGGACCCCAGCGUCUCCGCCGGCUCCGACGACUCGUACUCGACCUUCUUCUACGAGGCCAGCAACGGCAAGCACGUUCCCCGCACCAUCUUUGUCGACCUCGAGCCCACUGUUGUUGACGAGGUCCGCAACGGCAAGUACCGCGAUCUGUACAACCCCGGCCAGCUGAUCACCGGUAAGGAGGACGCUGCCAACAACUACGCUCGUGGCCACUACACUGUCGGAAAGGAGCAGAUUGACCGCACCCUCGAUCAGAUCCGUAAGCUAUCCGACAAGUGCGACGGCCUCCAGGGCUUCCUGGUCUUCCACUCGUUCGGUGGUGGAACCGGUUCCGGUUUUGGUGCCCUCCUCCUGGAGCGCCUCUCGGUCGACUACGGCAAGAAGUCCAAGCUCGAGUUUACCGUCUACCCCGCGCCCAAGAUUGCCAACGCCGUCGUUGAGCCCUACAACUCGAUCCUGACCACGCACACCACGCUCGAGCACGCCGACUGCUCGUUCAUGGUCGACAACGAGGCCAUCUACGACAUCUGCCACCGCAACCUCGGCAUUACCCGCCCCACAUUCAGCAACCUCAACCGUCUGAUUGCCCAGAUCGUGUCGUCGAUCACCGCGUCCCUGCGCUUCGCCGGCUCGCUCAACGUCGACUUGACCGAGUUCCAGACCAACCUGGUGCCCUACCCCCGUAUCCACUUCCCCCUGGUCACCUACGCCCCGAUCACCUCGGCCAUCAAGGCCCAGCACGAGUCCAUGACCGUUGCCGAGAUCACCAACGCGUGCUUCGAGCCCAACAACCAGAUGGUCAAGUGCGACCCCCGCAACGGCAAGUACAUGGCAUGCUGCCUUCUGUACCGUGGCGACGUCACUCCCAAGGAGGCCAACAACAUCAUCUCCCAGCUCAAGACCCGGAAGACCGUCUCCUUUGUCGACUGGUGCCCCACCGGCUUCAAACUCGGCAUCAACAAGCAGGCUCCCCACUGUGUGCCCGACGGUGACCUCGCCAAGGUUGACCGUGCCGUCUGCCUGCUCAGCAACACCACCGCCAUUGCCGAGGCCUGGUCGCGUCUGGACCACAAGUUCGAUCUUAUGUACGCCAAGCGCGCCUUUGUACACUGGUACGUCGGUGAGGGCAUGGAGGAGGGUGAGUUCUCCGAGGCCCGCGAGGACCUUGCUGCCCUCGAGAAGGAUUACGAGGAGGUUGGCAUGGAUUCCCCCGCCGACGAUGAGAUGGACACCGAGUACUAA
Molecule: messenger RNA, 1347 nt
Organism: Kickxella alabastrina
Lineage: Eukaryota; Fungi; Kickxellomycota; Kickxellomycetes; Kickxellales; Kickxellaceae
Product: tubulin alpha-1 chain
Exons: 1
Coding region: 1-1347 (448 amino acids)
Biological process (GO): nuclear division; microtubule cytoskeleton organization; nuclear migration by microtubule mediated pushing forces
Cellular component (GO): spindle; microtubule; cytoplasm
Molecular function (GO): structural constituent of cytoskeleton; GTP binding
Source: RefSeq, a predicted model, not a curated record